AUAUAUAUAAGUAAUAAACAACUGGCAAAUUUGUUUAUCCUUUCUGUGCAUGUGGUCUGUUGGAGGAGAAAAAAAAUCUGUCAAGAAAUUACUUCAUAAAGAUUAAAAUAUUCACUUUCAGUGUUACAAAUAGUUUAAUUCUGAUUAAUGAGUGCAAAUUCCUUUGGAGAGCUGAUGUUUCGGGAGGGGUCUGUAGCACUUAGGUAACUAGUUUAUAUCUAACAUUCUCUUUGCAAUAUUUCAUCAUAUUCUGCUUUAUUAUGUCAAAAAUAAUACUUAUCCACAGAGUGUACUUUGCUUUAAGGGAAGGUAAAGGUUAUGGAAAAUGAAGACUUUUUUUUUUAUUGCAAAACAUACUAAUUACAUUUUAAGCCUCUAACAAACCUUAGUGCAGAUUUUGUUUAUUACUUCUAACAUUUGGAGAGGAAUUCAGAAACAGGGAAGUGUCCAGAAUAAAAGAAUAAAUGUAGCAGUACAUUGAAAGCAUGAAUCUCUUCAAAUAGUUGUAAUUCUAGGCUGUUUGAUUUAUAUUUCCUUGGUUAUUGUUGCUAGUGAGUUGAAAAGUUAUUCUAAAGCAAAAAAAAAGGGGGGGGGCAAACAGUAAAUUCAUAAGUAUUUAUAACAGUUUGGGCAUGCUUUAUAGAUUUCUUUUUCUGUUAAGCUCAUGAAUGUUCAUGUCAUGAGUAGUCACGUAACAAAAAUAAACAGUUAUCCCUUGGCAACAAACUAACCUUUUAAAAUAAAUAUUCCUAUAAAUUUUGUCUUAAGAAACGUGUGCUAACUAAAGUUUAAGAUUUCACAAAAUCUGUUAGCAUCAGAAGGUGUUAAUCUUGCCAGUGGACUGCAUCCUGACACUUCCAUCCCAAACCUUCUGGAACACCCUGUACUACUCUACUGUGGUGGCAGCCGCAGGCUGACCCCAGACCACUUUUCCAGGUUUAUCAUCCCACUCCUUCCAGAUUUUAUGCUGUCAUUAAAAUAAUGAAUUAUAAUUUCCCGUCAUGCCCUGGCUUUUCUCUUCUCUGCAUCUUUACGCAUGCUAAGGCCUAGAAUGCCACCCCCUGCUUCCCAACCUAGCAUCAGAUCCUCAGAUAUAUCUGCGUCUUCCUCACGUGCUAUGGUCCUGACCAGGUGUUGCCUUUACAGGACUUUUUGAUGGCCCUUGUCUCAGGUGUGUCCUCCUCUGAGCUGCUACGGCUCUUUGCAUUUUCCUUUCCUUGUAUUAAGUUACUCAUGUGCUAAUUUAUUUCUUCUAAUCAGUCAGUGCUUUCAAAAUCUGUGAAGGAAUGGACCAUGUUUUGUCUAUCUUUUUCAUUCCCCUAAUGCCGACCACAAUGACCAGCAUAGUGGUCAGUCAAUAAAUAUUAAUUAAAUGACACAUCUAUCACUGAACCCAUGUUUUUUUCUGAAACAAAAUCUGUAAAAGAGUUUCCCCCAUACAGUAGGUCUUAGCGGUCCAUCUUUCAAGAAGCCAGUGUUGAACUUGAGCUGAGGACUUUGUUCAGAGGCUGUGGAGAGCUAGCCCUGAAAUGCCUCUGGUCCAGUUGAGCCUCUUCUCAAUAUUGUGGCUGAGCAUUACAGUCAGGAAAGCUUAUGUGAUACUCAUUGCAUUAGCAAUUUUCCAUAUCAGAUUCACUAAAUACACAAUGGAAACCAUUUAGGGGGGAAAAAAAAAACCAACAACAACAAAAAAACCAGAUUCUAAUGUGAUAUGGCUACCACAAUGAAACUCUAAUGUGAUUCCACAGAAAAUCGCUAACAUGAUAUGCUGACCCCUCUCCCCAUCCCCCAUAGCUACAUAAAAAUUGAUACCAUUUUUAGUGUAUAUGUUUCAAACUAUGCUCACAAAAGAAAAAGCAGACUGCUACUGAGAUGAGCUUCUGUUUUGGUCAGGUUGGAUGUAUGAAGGGUCUUCUUAUCGGCCUUGUCAGAGAGCUGAAUCUCCAUUUUGUGCAGUGUUCAUUGUAUUAAUAAGCAAUACUAAAUCAUUUCUUAAAAUGCAUCAUACUCUGUUAAGUGACUCAGAAUUAAUAGAUAUAGUGUAAUGUAAAAAAUAUAAUUUGUGUAUAAAUAUCGUGCCUCUAUAAUACAUUCAGUUUUACAGUUUUAAUUGGGAAGUCUAAUUAACUCAAAACCAAUUUUCUAAGACUCUAAGAGACACUGACAUAAAAUUUAAAUUCAGAACUUAAGAUGAAAUGCAGAAAUAGUAAGAAACAAAUUACAAAUGUAUGUGUACCGUUCUGUAUCAUUUUAGAAGUCAUAAACACUGAAAAGAUUUUGGUUCUUCCCCUUCAUUCUCUAACCCAUAUUUAAUUCAAAGAUAAAAAUUUAACCCAAAAAAUAAAUGUAAAGGAGUCCUACAAAAUCUGAUUUUUCCUGUAAAGAUAAUUUUGAUUUUCUUUUUGGGGGGGCGUACUAAAUAUCAAAUUUUCUCUCUCUCUUUUGUAUUCAGAUUACCGGAUAUCAUUGGUGUCGUUGCUUUAAUAUAUGAAUUUCCCUUUGGGGAUAUGUAAUAUUUAAUAUUUGGUCACUUCCUCUUCCCCUUUUUCAAAUUUAAUUUUGAAGGACUAUAAAUGGAAAACAUGUAUUCCUCAGUCAUGAAAUGGGUUUAAUGAAAAGCAGUCUUUGAUUUAUUAAACACUGAGAUCACUAGGGAUGAUCAUUCAUCUUAGAAUUCCAGUGACCUGGCAAAAACUCCACAGUUUUCGACCACUGGACAAAUAAUCUGUAAAGUGUACAUGUGCUCUGGGGGCCACCCAGACAGGUUGACAUUGGAGAUUCCUUCUGAAACAGCUUAGAGGGAGGCAUUGGGAGUAAUGGAGGUGUGAACACUGUGAGUAGCAACAGCUUACUUACAUUCACCGUGCCUGAGAGUGCUUCCCCAGGGGGACUGGGCCGUGAGCCCACUGGAUCCCAGCCCCGCUUUAUCCUGAGGAAUAUCUUCUUCCAAGUAGCCUAAUAUUUUUCACUUUAAUCUGUUAAAUUGCUUGGAAGCUGAUCAAAUGUAGAUUUGCUUUGGUUAGUGUGUAUGUUAACUCUAUGUUUUGAUUUGAUUUGAUGAAAUGCAGAAAUUGUCUCAUGGGUAGGGUAGGAGAUAGAUCCGGAACUGUCAUUUGGGACCGUUUAUCAGAAGCCUUGAAGGAGUUUGUCCUAAGUAUUAACAGGCUGUGGAAGGUCUGGAGCAGAUUUGCAGAUUUUUUUUUUUUUUUUUUUAAUGCAGAGUUUGAUGGAUGGUGAAAUUCAACUGAAGUGCUGGGAGUUGCUUUCUGAAUUCUUGUAUCUAAAUUUAACUGACUUGGGAGCCACACAUUUCAGAAAUUAACUCCUAAAAGGAUUCACAGAUUCCAUCAGAGUUUUCCAUCUCAUGGUAGAAUAUUUGACUUCUAUUCAUGUUUCAUUAUAAAUCCACUAAUCCACUAAUUCAUAUUGCUUUUUUUCUUUGCUGGGAAUCACACAGGAGAGUACUGGAGUUUGGCUGGCAUAGGAAGAGGAGUUCGUUGAAAAGUUUGUACAUCGGGACGGUUGUGAGGAUCUGAGACACGUUAGCUUGGACAAGCUUACUCAUGCCAAAGGCACACAUUGCUUACUUGAGUUGGUGUUAGCAGUAUUAAAGGUGCCUGUAUUAGGAGUUCAGAGGGUCUCAGUGGGCUGGCCAGGGAAUCUGUCAGCACUCAGAACACUGUUUCUCUGGGAAAAUGAAUUCCAGUUUCCAAAUGACUACCCAGAAAUUGGCACAACUUGUUCAUUAAGUGGCACUGCCAAGGAUUAAUGGUUAUGAUGAAUGAUAGGAGAUUAUUGUUACGGUUAUGAUUAAUGGUUAUGAUUAAUGAUAUGAGUGACUAUUAGAAGCCAGUGAAUGUGGAAGAUGAGAAAAUGUGUUAAAGCUAAAAAGAAUUUAGUUCUCCUGUGGUUUUCCUUCACUUGUUGGUGCAUUGAUACCAUUCUUUCCCUGUUUUCUGGUGAUAGUAGAAUUUCACUUCUAGGAGCAAAAUUUAGAUUAGGUGUUUGUCAUAGGGAAACCUUUGUGUACAGAAAUGCUUCCCUUGGGGCUUAUUGGUUAAUUGUGUUUACACAAAACAGUCAUUAGGUGUUGGCCGUGUUUGCAAACAAUGGCAAGUUGGUGCCUAGGUGUUACUUCAGAGGAGUGGCACUUCCUUUCUGUUGUCAUUGAUUUAAAUUGCUUGCAAAUACACAUUUUAAAUUUUUUUCAAGAUAUUGUAUGGAUUAAGUUUGGGAUUUUAAAAUGUGAUCUUGUGGAUGUAGUCAUUGCGCUAGAAAGUGGGACUUAUAAGUUUGGGGGACUUAUAUAGGUUAUUCAUUCAAUCAUUGUUUACUCUGUGCCUAUUGUAAUUACACUGCCUACGAGACCCCAAACCCUAGGGACCAUAUAACAAAAUAAAGUACUAAAAGAAAAUAAAAUCAGGACUUCAUAGCCUAAUUAGAAAGAGAGAGGUCAGGAAAGCAAAUAUCAAAAUAUUUAUCCAAUAGUUUCUUUAUGCAAAAAAAAAAAAAAGUAAUCUAUUUGGAUUUCUCUAUAUUUUUCCAUUUUUACUGUGUGUGAAUUUUGAGUCACUCUUGACAAAGAUACUUACAAUGGUCCCAUUUGGGGUUUUAGGACUCUAAAUAAAAGUGAAAUACAAAGUGUAAGGGGAAUAGAGAUUCUUGCAGUAGGUGCUUGUUUAGAACUGAAGGAUGCGGAAGACAUCCCUGGGCCUGGAAUUGUACUACUGUGUCUGUCAGGAGAAGAGCUUUUGCUUCUCUGGCUUUCCCUCUUACCCUCUACUGGUUCAAGAGUGAGUGUGCAUGGCCCCUCCUACAGGAAACCGCCCCUGGCCCUUUUAAUAGCAGUUACAAUAAUGUAUCACCUGUCUGGCAAUAAUGUGUUUAGAUUCUUAUCUCCCGCUGUAGACUAUACUAUUGGAGAGGGAAAGGACCAGCGCCUGGCGUAGGUCUCUGGCUCAUCCUUGAUACUUGUUACAUUUAGUUUCUUCCUUCAACCACCGUCCUUUCUCUUCCCUAACAUAUUUUGGUGUUUUGUAGAAUAAGGCAGAAGGAAGGAUAAGGCAUUUGGAUUUUAAUCUGUAGGCAAGAGAAAACUAUUAAAUGUUAACCUGUGGUCAAAAGAGAAAUACUAAAGGGCUUGAACAGGAGAAUCACAUCAUCAAAGAUGUGUUUGAAAGAGACUGAAGACAAAUUGAAGGGGCGUGGUGCUUCUAAAUAGCCAUAUGGACACCUAGCAAAGCUGGUGAGAUGGUGUUGACGCAUCUCCACUGCUUCAUGAAUAUCUUUGGCAAUUAAAAAUCUGAACUACCCCAAAUGGCAAUCCUUAACACAGUUACGAGUGAUUCUUCUCCAUCAGUUUAUAACCUCCACCACUCAGGCAGCCCUUGGCCAGGAAACUCAACCUCCCACAACACACACGCAUCAAUAAAAUGUUAAAAAAAUUACCCACAUACCAUUUAAAAAAACAUUUAAAAUAUUAUUUAUAGCCAUUUAACACUUUGCAGGUAUUCACGUCCAGGUUAGUGUGCUAUACAACAGCACCUUCAGUAGAAAGACUAUUAAAUGCACAGGAAGGAGGGAAUGCAUUAUAUGCUUCUGCCUGUCCAAGGAAUUUGUUAUAUUACAUCAGCAAAGCAAUGGGCUGUAGGUCAAAAGGUAGCCUAAUUACAUGGGCUUAAUAAUACAGUAGUUAACGUGAUUGAUAAAGCUGGAUUUUACCUUCACUCAAGCAACAUUUAUUGUAGUGUUAAGACUGUUCAGACCACUCUGUGGCAUGGCCUGUGGCCUUGCCAAGGGGCUGGGUGUCUCUGGGGAAAACAAGUAACAAAUGUAAGGAAGGGAGCGUCCUCUGUGCUUUCAUGAAGGUAUAUGCCAGGUGCUGGGGAAGCUGGGAGGAGCUGUGGAGAGCUCAUUAAUGCUGCUGCCUGGGGCCGUGGGGAAGGUUUCCAGGAUGUAGCUGCACACAGGCCUCAGGGCAGAGGGGAGGCAGUGAAGGACAAAAGGAAUGAGGAGGAUUGAUGAGAAGGGAAUGUAGUUUGAGGAGAAAGAUUGUGAACCAGAGAAGCAGAACCUGGUUUGAAAGUGACGCUAAAAGCAUUAAAUCUUACCCAGGAUACUGUUUUUGUUUUUUCAGAUUAAAAUAUAUAAAUGCAUGCACAUAGUAGAAAUUUGGAGAUGGGGUGCCUGGCUGGUUUCGUCAGUGGAGCAUGCAACUCUUGAUCCCGGGGUUGUGAGUUGGGGCCCCACGUUGGGGAUAGAGAUUACUUAAAAGAAAAAUAAGAUCUUUAGGAAAAAAAAGAAAUUUGGUGACAAAUUUAUAUAUACACAUAUAUGUUUUUGACAAACAUUUUAAAGCACAAAUAAAAUACUUUUAAUCCCAACCCCUGGAAAUAGUGUCCCAUUCUGCUUCAGUCUCACAGCAGGAUAUGUCACUAAAGAGUGUGACAGGAUCUGCUCUGGACUUGGAGUGACAGGGCAUUAGGGGCCCAACAGGGAGGGUAGUCUCUUGGGGGGUGGGUGGAUGGGGGAGGCCCAGUAGGACAGAGCUGCCUGCAUGGAGCAGACCCAUUAGGGACGUCUGGGAUGGGGCACAGCUACGAAAUAUGUAAGAGGGUCCAUCCAUGAGAGUUAAUGACCUAUUGAAUGUGGGCUUGAGGAAGAAGAGGAAUAAGAUUUCCAUGGGGUUUUUCUGAGUCUGUUUCUCACUUGGGCAAGUUGUUGGGAGUGGUGCUACCAGAAAAUAUGGAAUGCAGGAAGAAAAACUGGUUUAAGAAAGCUAAUAGGUUCCAUUUCUUUCUCUUUAAAAAAAAAAAUAGUAAACUUUAUUUUUUCGAGCAGUUUUAGGUUCACAGAAAAAAUUGAGCGAAAGGUACAGAGAGUUCCCAUAUGCCUCCUGCCCCCCCCCCCAUGCAUAGUCUAAGGUAGUAUGAUGUCCUCCACCAGAGUGGUUCAUUUGUUACGACUGAUGAACCUACACUGGCACAUCAUUAUCACUCCAAGUACACGGGGUGUUGUACAUUCUGUGGGUUUGUGCAGCUGUGUCAUGUGCACAUAAUACUAUCAACCACUAUAGUAUUAUGCGGAAUGGCUUUAGUGCCCUAAACGUCCUCCCUGCUCUACCUGUCCAUCCCUCCCUCUCCCCAACUCCUGGCAUAGAGUCCAUUACUACAUUGGAACGUAUUGCAUUUAAGGAUCCUGGAGUGUGGAAGUCAGUGGUGGUCAAAUUUUAAUUAAAAAAAUUUUUUUUAAGCCAACAGGGCCCUUUCAUCAAAGAAGCCUCACUAAGUAAAGCUGAAUGAGGCAGGGCUGCUUUGGUGGAUGGUGGCUUCUGCAGAGGGACAGAGUUGAGGCUUUGCCCUUCCCCUGGCAUCCAGCUCCGCCCUGCUGCUCUCUUGUCGCUGCCACUGACUGAGUCUCUCUGCUGUCUCCAGAAUUCUGAAGAACACUGUUUACAGACUGCACGAAGGCAAGCUCUAAUGGCCAACAGAUGGCAUUUGUGGAGAUCUGGGGUGAUGAAGUCCUUGAUGAAGGUGCUGCAAGUGAUGUCAAACACAGUAAUGCCAAGCAUACAUUUUCACUCAUUCCUUCGUGGCAAUAAAAACAAUGCUAGAAAGAAACAAAAAUCUGGAAAGAAAAGUGAAGUUCAUGUGGUGUUGAGUUGGCCAGCCCCUUGUAGAGCCUAAGAGAAAGUCAACCCAGUUCCCAACUGCAAUUGGUCAGUUACUUCCAGAAGAAAAGAAAGACCUAUGACAUCCCUGGAGAGUUCUUACCUAUGACAUCCCUGGAGUGUUACUUGCUGCAAUCAUCCCUCAGGCCCUGCAGGCAAUAACGGGCUGUCUAUCCAGUUCCUGUUUGCCUUGGACACCUGCAGUUCACCUCUUAUGCACUCCAGCACCCCCAUCAGCUCCCUCUUCUCCUUCACUAGCCCAGCAGUGAAGAGACUGCUAGGCUGGAAGCAAGGAGAUGAAGAGGAAAAGUGGGCAGAGAAGGCGGUAGACUCGUUAGUGAAGAAAUUAAAGAAGAAGAAAGGAGCCAUGGAUGAGCUGGAGAGGGCCCUCAGCUGUCCAGGGCAGCCCAGCAAAUGCGUGACAAUUCCCCGGUCCCUGGACGGGCGGCUGCAGGUGUCCCACCGCAAGGGUUUGCCCCAUGUCAUUUAUUGCCGAGUGUGGCGCUGGCCUGACCUCCAGUCUCACCACGAGUUGAAGUCGCUGGAGUGCUGUGAGUUCCCAUUUGGCUCCAAGCAGAAAGAGGUGUGCAUUAACCCCUAUCACUACCGCCGGGUGGAGACUCCAGUGCUGCCGCCUGUCCUCGUGCCAAGGCACAGUGAAUAUAACCCCCAGCUCAGCCUUCUGGCCAAGUUCCGCAGCGCCUCCCUCCACAGUGAGCCUCUCAUGCCGCACAACGCCAUCUAUCCGGACUCUUUCCAGCAGCCUCCGUGCUCUGCCUUCCCUCCCUCGCCCGGGCCCGGGCACGUGUUCUCACAGUCCCCAUGCACCGCCGGCUACCCUCACUCCCCAGGAAGUCCCUCGGAGCCAGAGAGCCCCUAUCAACACUCAGUUGACACACCACCCCCGCCUUAUCAUGCCACAGGAGCCCCAGGGACCCAGAAUGGCCGACCCGUAGAUGCCACAGCUGAUAGUCAUUUAGUGCUGUCAGUGCCUAAUGGAGACUUUCGGCCAGUUUGCUAUGAGGAACCACAACACUGGUGCUCAGUCGCCUACUAUGAACUCAACAACCGGGUUGGGGAGACAUUCCAGGCCUCCUCCCGAAGCGUGCUUAUCGAUGGAUUCACAGACCCUUCAAAUAACAGGAAUCGAUUCUGUCUUGGACUUCUUUCUAAUGUAAACAGAAACUCAACAAUAGAAAACACCAGGAGACACAUAGGAAAGGGGGUGCACUUAUACUACGUCGGGGGCGAGGUGUACGCGGAGUGUGUGAGCGACAGCAGCAUCUUUGUACAGAGCCGGAACUGCAACUAUCAGCACGGCUUCCACCCGGCCACCGUCUGCAAGAUCCCCAGCGGCUGCAGUCUCAAGAUCUUCAACAACCAGCUCUUUGCUCAGCUGCUGGCUCAGUCAGUUCACCACGGAUUUGAAGUCGUCUAUGAGUUGACUAAGAUGUGCACUAUCCGCAUGAGCUUUGUUAAGGGUUGGGGAGCUGAGUAUCAUCGCCAGGAUGUCACAAGCACCCCCUGCUGGAUUGAGAUUCAUCUUCAUGGACCACUGCAGUGGUUGGACAAGGUUCUGACUCAGAUGGGCUCUCCACAUAACCCGAUUUCUUCAGUGUCUUAACAGCCAGUCAUGUCUUAAGCUACAUUUCUAUAGAAUAGAUGCUAUUGCAGGCAGUGGCUUAUAUAGCAUUUCAGAUCUGCAAUUAACUGAAGUUUCUAAGUACAUAAUGUAAAUACAUAUAAUAUAUACUAUUCGUAUUUUUUAUCACCGGUUGUUUUGUGCUAGAAUUUCUAGUUAACCUGAUGCCAGUACAACAUGAUUAGAAAAGCAGUUUUUUCGUGCCUAUGCUAUAAGAAGAAGCGGCUUCUUUUGUGGGGGGAAAUAAAUGAAAGGCAAUUGCGUCAAUAGAAUUUGAAAAAUGUUGGCAGGAAAAAGAGGCAGCAUUAGUCAGCCGUGUCAUUAAAGGCAUCUGUGUGGCCUACCAGAAAAAUGUCAAAACUGUUUAUAUCUUACAAAUCAGGGUACUAGCAGCACUAGAGAAAGUGACACUUUCAGACAAAAGAAAGCAGUCAAACCCGUAACAUUCAAACAAUCUCACUUUUAGUGCUAUUGGCAAGAAGAAGAAGAAAAAAAAAGCUUGUAAAAUUAAUUAUGUAAGAUAAGUCACGUAAAUUAUUUUAUUUCCCAAGUUGAAAUACCUAUAACUGGACUGUUGUGCUGAUAUUAAUGGUACAUUUGAAACAGAUUUAAACUGUGAUUGGAAAAGAGACUGUGAAGCUGGGAGUCAUGUUGCCUCAUGAUCUACCACUGUAAAAAUAAAAAUAAUGAGUCCAAUACAUGGGAAGAUUCAUAUGAAAAUAGCAUGAAAUGAGCUGUAUCCCCAAAUUGCAAAAUAAAACCAGAACUGAGUCCGAGAAUCACCCAGGGUGACCUCCACAUCAGAAAUCGGGCCCCUGUUUUCCUGGUUAUUCCAGUCAAGCAAUCUGGCUGAUGUCCGAGUCUGCAUAGUGAGCUAAAGGACCGUGUGUGUAAAUCCUAGGUGGAGAAAAAGCAGUAAAGUAAGAGGGUUGGACAAAAGCAUCGUAUGUUUAAUCACACCUUCUCACAUUCCCACUGGAAGACUUUGUGGCGAGGGCAUUCCUUUUGCCUUAUUUCCCCUACAUGUUGGCACAUACUAUUUACAGAUGACUAAAACAGUGGUGAAGCCUUUGGGAAAAUCUGGACACAUUGCUGGGGUCAAAUUUAUGAGUUAUAUAACUUAGUGUCUCGAUCUGCUGGUCACAGCUGGUAGCCUCUUAUAAAGCUGAAGCGUCAUACCUGGAAAUAACUUCCCAAAUAAAAUAAUAAUUUCGUAACCCCUAUAAUUUCUGGGGAGCAGUGGUACUGAAGAGUGGGACAUUUAAAAUAUAUAUGUACGGUAUUAAAAACCUGUUCUUAUUUACUCUUGGAUGAUAAAGAGAGGAGAGGAUAAUUCCCCACAUUUCUAGGUACUUUCAUAUAUAAGUAUGUGUGUGUGUGUGUGUGUGUGUGUGUGUGUGUAUAUAUAUAUAUAUAUAUAUAUAGUUCUCACCCACUGAACACUGCAAUGCUUCGAAAAAUAUUUCACACCCUCUUAAAAAUGUAUAAUUUAAGAAGGUAAUUAUGCUUGUAACAGACGGUACUUCGGUAAUCCAAGAGGUUUCUUCAUUUAUGCAUUCUAUCUCAACUCUUUUUAGCAUUAGAGCACACAAUAGUUGCUUCUCAUUAAAUUGUAUUCAAGGUAGACAUGAUCCUGUGAAAAAGAUAUAUACGAGUGAGCUCCUACUGUCACCUCUUGUAAGGACUAGUGUUACCUAAUAGAAACUUUCAUAUAUGCAAUAGAAAGUAGUACAUUCUACGUUAAAACUAGGUGGUCCAUUUAGUGUUUAGAAAACCCCGUAGUUCAUUGGUUCCACUAUGUAUUGUGCCCCUAUACAGGCCGGAUACAGUGUUAGGUACUGUGGACUCAAAUGUAAACCAGAGACAGCCCCAGACUCUGGAGCUGAGAGUCUUGUUAGGAAACCUGUGUAGACAUCUUCAUGUUUCAGAACUUUUAAAACAAAACAAAACUUAACGAUCUUUCUUCCGCUCGAAAAAAUGUAACUGAUUUCUUAAUUAUCUCUAUUUUGAAACUUAUUUCCCUUCUCUUCUGAGCAAUCAGGUAAGAGAUGAAGUCUUCCUUGGAGAAAUUCUACUUUUCUUCAGCGCCCCAAAGUUGUUUGUUUUCUCCCCUUACUUCCCUAUUUUCCAGUUUUUUUCCCAUUUCCUCUUUUCUUGGAAAAGGCAUUAAUACGGUGAGUCUUCCUCACAUGAGUACAGCUCUGUGAGAGCAUAAGUACACAUGGUUUUUGCUCCGGAGACCUAACAUAGCUUUCUUGAUCUCUUCACAAAUGCUCAAACUCAUCCUCUGAUAACCUUAUACCUUUACAGAAUUAAUCAUAACUGGUCACUUAUAAAUUACAUUAAAAAAAAAUAACAAACCUGGAUGUUCAUGCAGGUUUGGUAAAACCAGGACAAAAUAUUCCAGUGAGCCUGUGUUAAUCCUUUGAAAAACAAAUGAUUAAAGUGGUACAUUUGCAUCAUCACCGGUCCUCUCUCACCAAAAGUCCGAAUUAGGAUACGAGUGAAAUUCAGAAAAGUUAACCCUCCGGUCACUGUAACUAGUCACGUUCUCAUCAGGCUUUUAACAUUUUUGCUGGCAGGAAUUGUCCAAAGUUGUAAUGUAGCAUUUUCUUUCAGACUUCCACGUUUGCUCAUGUAGCAUUCAUUCCUUUAGAUGGACAAUCCCCCCAAAAUGUAAUAGCAUUCCUUUAUAGGAUAACUAGCAAAGUGGACAUGCUAAGCCAUUUAAAGGCACCAACAAUGCCAAACAUUUUUAAGGUUGCCAUGGACAAGGGUCGUGCAAUACAGAACAACGUUUUGGCCUGCUCUGAAGACCCAGAACAUUUGUUGUGUUGUUCAAGCCUGUUUUCUGUUCUUUUCCUGUUUAAAAAUUGAGAUGUGAGAAGUUUGCUUUAGUUAGAUGAUAUUUUACUACCUGCCAGUGCUUUGGAACUAUAAAGAUGUCACUUUUCAACACAUUUACCUUAUUUUUUUUUUUUUACAUCCAGUAUAAAUCAGGAAAAGUUGAACAACAACAUAGCACUAGCACUUAGAAUCCCCUUUUCAUUGUCUUCUAAGGGAUUAGAAGCAACAACAAAAGCAUUUUCUAAAUAUCACCUGCUAGACUUUAAGCACCUGCUUAACUUUGAAUGUGUCCUGAAUAUUUGGUAUGUAUAUUCAACAACUAAAGCAAACUAUAAUGUGCAUUCCAAAUUUGUCUUCCCCUGUUAUGAUUUAGCAGUUGAACUGUAUGACAAGACUAGGGGAUCCUGACAUAUGUUCAAAUUAAUGUAACACAAACCAACAAGAAAAGAAACCAUUUCUAUUUAAGUAAUGCUUUUGAUGAUCAUAUCUAGGCUUCAAUUAUCCUUCAAAUGCACACUUAUACUGUUAUGUGAUUGUUUAUAAUAAACAAUACUGUACCUA
This is a messenger RNA of Mirounga angustirostris (Northern elephant seal), 12719 nucleotides long. RefSeq names its product SMAD family member 9 (gene SMAD9). The record is from RefSeq and is a predicted model, not a curated record. The transcript is spliced from 8 exons. Gene Ontology annotation, cellular component: heteromeric SMAD protein complex. Lineage: Eukaryota; Metazoa; Chordata; Mammalia; Carnivora; Phocidae. Gene Ontology annotation, biological process: cell differentiation; regulation of transcription by RNA polymerase II; transforming growth factor beta receptor signaling pathway. Bases 7884 to 9293 code for a protein of 469 amino acids. Gene Ontology annotation, molecular function: RNA polymerase II cis-regulatory region sequence-specific DNA binding; DNA-binding transcription factor activity, RNA polymerase II-specific; I-SMAD binding.